AUGCCCUCGGUCCCGCCAACGAUCCAAGGCUACCUAACUUACCCCGGGUACAAAACGCCCGGCCACGACGCCCUUGUCAAUCAGAUCAACAGCCACCGUUUCUGCCCGCCCCAAGACUUUGCAAUUUGCAGCCACCAGACCAUGUCUGUCGCGAUCGACUCAGGCUCUGCCUACGACGUGGGCUACUCGACCGCUGACGUGGUCAACGCGUGGCGCACCUCGCGCCUGGAAUUCAUCAAAAUCGACAGAAACGACCAAGGCGUCAGAGACUUCCUUCCGCAAACCGAGCAGGAUCCCGUCGUGCUGUCUCUCUCAUCAGCUCGAGCCCUCGCGCCCAUGGGUCAAUCCGAUCUCGAUGACAGCCUAGACGCCCUGAGCAAGGCUCUCCUCGGAGUGGCAAUUUGUCUCCGCCCCACGGAGCAGGAAGACGAGAAAGAGUCGACAGAGGAGGGGGACAAGGACAGGGACAAGGACAAGGACAAGAAGAAGGAAAAGAAGCCCACCAUCAUCGGAACUAUGUGUCUUGGCUGGGGGGGGAUCAACUCCCGAAAUGCCCAUCACCGAUCAGCCCACAUGGGCAUCGUGCUCGGCAAGCCAUAUCAGAACAAAGGGUACGGCAGGGAGGCGAUCAACUGGAUGGUUGACUGGGCGUUCAAGCAUGCUGGUUUGCACACCGUUUGCAUGAUUGCCGCUAGCUACAACCAGAGGGGCAUCCAUUUGUAUCGGGAUAUCGGCUUCAGGUUGGAGGGACGCCGGAGGGAGGUCUGCUAUUUUAACCGCGCGUGGCAUGAUGAGCUGGACUUUGGCAUGACGGAGCACGAGUGGGAGCGGUUGAGGGGGAUCUCCUCAUGA
Molecule: messenger RNA, 852 nt
Organism: Metarhizium album ARSEF 1941
Lineage: Eukaryota; Fungi; Ascomycota; Sordariomycetes; Hypocreales; Clavicipitaceae
Product: Acyl-CoA N-acyltransferase
Exons: 1
Coding region: 1-852 (283 amino acids)
Molecular function (GO): acyltransferase activity, transferring groups other than amino-acyl groups
Source: RefSeq, a predicted model, not a curated record